AUGCCAAGAGCAAGGAAAGGGGCUCUGGUGCAAUGUGAUCCAUCUAUCAGGGCACUGAUAUUACAGAUAGAUUCCGGAACACAUGACAUUAUAUGGGAAGAACUUGACGAAACGCAUCUACUGGUGGAUCCAGCAAAAGUGUCCUACAUUAAAGAAAAGCUAAACUGGUUCCUUUCGAAGAAUAUAUACAAUCCAUCCGAGGAAGAGGAAAAUCCUUAG
This is a messenger RNA of Eremothecium gossypii ATCC 10895, 219 nucleotides long. RefSeq names its product TFIIH complex subunit TFB5 (gene TFB5). The transcript has a single exon. Lineage: Eukaryota; Fungi; Ascomycota; Saccharomycetes; Saccharomycetales; Saccharomycetaceae. Bases 1 to 219 code for a protein of 72 amino acids. Gene Ontology annotation, cellular component: transcription factor TFIIH holo complex; transcription factor TFIIH core complex. Gene Ontology annotation, biological process: transcription by RNA polymerase II; nucleotide-excision repair; transcription initiation at RNA polymerase II promoter. The record is from RefSeq and is marked provisional.